This is a messenger RNA of Scleropages formosus (Asian bonytongue), 7572 nucleotides long. RefSeq names its product otogelin-like (gene otogl). Gene Ontology annotation, cellular component: extracellular matrix. The coding region runs from base 1 to 7572 and encodes 2523 amino acids. Gene Ontology annotation, biological process: L-arabinose metabolic process. Lineage: Eukaryota; Metazoa; Chordata; Actinopteri; Osteoglossiformes; Osteoglossidae. The record is from RefSeq and is a predicted model, not a curated record. The transcript has 58 exons. Gene Ontology annotation, molecular function: alpha-L-arabinofuranosidase activity; protein binding.
AUGCGGAGGAAGUUUAAUGCUCCCCGACAGAAACGAGAUCUCCUCGGAGAGACCUUCGGUCCGGUGCUAUCUGAGCCGGCGCUGCCGAGGAGCGUCCUGCAUAACUACACGGCCCGAGAUGCCUCUGCAGAGACCUGCAGCUGCCUUAAUGGAGGCUGGUGUAAGGAAGGUGGUCUGUGUGACUGUGCCCAGUUCCAGGCCUUGGGGGAGCGCUGUCAGAUCAUUCCCAACAUGGGGCGGGACAGGGACGGAAUCUGCCGCUCCUGGGGACAGUACCACUUCGAGACAUUUGAUGGGAUGUACUACUACUUCCCGGGGAAGUGCUCCUAUAUCCUUGCCAAGGACUGCCGCCAGGCCGAGCCACAGUACACGGUGUGGGUCCACAAUAGCCGGGACUGCGAGGACUCGGUGUACUCCUGCCCUCGUUCGCUCAGCCUUCACUUCCCCAAUGAAGAGGAGAUCCACAUCGCAGGAUACCACGUCCACAAGGGGGGUGUCAGACUGAGUCUGCCGCAGACCAUCCACAACGUGUUCAUCGAGAGGCUGGCGGACUACAUCCUCGUGAAGAGCACGUUCGGUUUCUCUCUGGCCUGGGACGGCAGCUCUGGCGUCUACAUCAAAAUGACGGAAGAGCACAAAGGGCGUGCUUGUGGGCUGUGCGGGAACUACAAUGAUGACGGAUCGGAUGACCUCACCGCCAGCUACGGCGUGCGGACGGAGGAGACGGCCGAUUUCGGAAACAGUUGGCGCGUGGAGCUGCCCCGUGAAAGUCCCUGCGAGCCCGUUGAGGAGGACUUCCCAGGCCCUUGCAGAGCUGAAUCAGACAUGGAUGAUGCCACCGAGAAGUGUAGUGCCCUGCUGUUCUUCCCUUUCCUCUCUUGCCAUGAGAACAUUGACCCCAACCCUUUUGUGGCCAGCUGCAUUUCUGACCAGUGUGUGUCAGAUGAGGAGGAGACUUUCUGCAGGAGCCUCGUAGAGUAUACCCGUGCCUGUUCCCAUGUGGGCUACCCAGUGAGGGAGUGGAGGGACAGCUUCCCCACCUGUGCGGACAACUGCGAGGAUAGCUUUGUCCACAGAGACUGCAUCAGCUGCUGCCCCCCCACCUGCACCUUUGAGAAGGAGUGCCUGGGCACCAACCUGCACUGCCUGGAUGGUUGCUACUGCCCCGACGGACUUAUUCUGCAGAAUGGCACCUGUAUCGCUGUGUCACAGUGCCCCUGUGUCUACCAUGGCCGCGCCUACCCACUGGGCCAUGUGCUGGAGCAAGGUUGCAGUGCCUGUGUCUGCAUGGGAGGGGUAUGGAACUGCACGGAGAACAACUGCACAGCUGAAUGCUCCAUCACGGGACACUCUCAUAUCACUUCAUUUGAUGGGCGAAUCUUCACUCACAUGGGAACCUGUCAAUAUGUUCUGGCGAAGAGCCGGGGAAACAGCAAGUUCGUGAUCACCCUACAAAAUGUUCCCUGUGGUGAGGAGCACCCCUGCAUCCACUCAGUCAUGCUGGUGGUGGAUGAAGACAUCAACAGGCAGGUGACCAUAACCAGGGAAGGUGAAGUCCUUAUCGGAAUCAAUCAAGCAGCCAGCCUUCCGUAUGCAGACGACACGGUGGAGGUCCGCCAGCUGACUUCCCUGUUCAUACAGCUGAGGGCCAGCUUCGGCCUACGAGUGCAGCUAGAUGGGCGCGGUGGGCGUUUAUACAUCACGCUCGACAGCAGCUGGAAGGGUCACACCAUGGGACUUUGUGGCACUUUCAAUGGCAAUCUCCGCGACGACUUCCUGUCCCCAUCAGGUAUGAUCGAGGGCACACCCCAGCUCCAUGCCAACGCCUGGAAAGUCUCUUCCGCCUGCAUUAGCCCAGUCAAUGUGCCCAUCAUUGACCCCUGUGACCUGAACCAGGAGAACGGAUACUAUGCCUCUCUGUGCACCGUUCUGGUGGAGGAGCUGUUUGCACCUUGCCACUCGUACGUCAGCCCCAGCCUCUACUAUCAGCAGUGCCGUUUCCAGGCCUGCUUGUGUGGUGGCAGCUGCCUGUGCACCGCCCUAGCCCACUAUGCCUACGUCUGUGCCAAACAUCAGGUGGUCAUCAACUUCCGGGCCCAUGUGUCUGAGUGCGGUGUGGUGUGCCUGGGCGGCAUGAUGUACCACUCUUGCACCACCACCUGUGGAAGGACCUGCCACUCCUUGUCCACUGGGGAACUGUGCACCAGUGACUGCGCCGAAGGCUGCGGCUGCAGUGAGAACACCUUCUACGAUGACAUCCGCCAACGCUGUGUCCUCGCCUCUCACUGCCACUGCUACUUCAUGGGCUCAGUGUUCCAGCCUGGUGAGGUUUCCUUCAGUGCAUCCGGUCCCUGCCUCUGCAGGAAUGGGCGUAUGGAGUGUGUACCCGAAGAACGAGAACCUGAGCGCCGAGACUGUCCCCCUGGGAUGGUGUACUACAGCUGUCGGGAACAGCAUGGUGGCCUCUCCCGCCUAGGCCUGGCCUGUGAAGUCACCUGUCGGAACCUCAUGAUGAACUUCAGCUGCUCGCCAAUGACACCCUGCAUCCCUGGCUGUGGCUGCCCUGCUGGGCUGGUGAGACACAACGGCGAGUGCUACUUCCCUGAGAACUGCCCCUGCUCCUGGCUGGGACUGGAGUACUUACCUGGACAGGUGGUUUCCACACCUUGUUAUACAUGUGUCUGCCAUCGAGGUUUCUUCAACUGCACGUACUACCCCUGCCCAGCCGUCUGCACCGUCUACAGUGACCGGCAUUACCACACCUUCGAUGGCCUGGAGUAUGAUUAUGUGAGCAACUGUCAGGUGUAUUUAGUAAAGAGCAUCAAUGAGACAGAGAUCUCCAUCACGACCCAGAAUAAGGAUUGCUAUGAAAGUGGCAUCAUCUGCAUGAAGUAUCUUGUGGUCUACGUGGGGCUCACAAAGAUCUACUUCAGUGACAGCUCAGGCAAGCCGAGCUCCUCCACGGUGGUGGGGAAGGGAUAUGAGUUUGAGCUAUGGAGGGCUGGCUACUAUACAGUGGUCCAUUUCCCCAAGCAGGAGAUCACUGUGCUGUGGGACAAGAAAACCACCGUGCACAUUCGUGCUGGACCCAGAUGGAAGGACCAGUUGACCGGGAUGUGCGGGAAUUUUGACAUGGUCACAAUCAAUGACAUGACCACUUCCAGCCACAUGGAGGUCAGCAAUGCUCAGGCUUUUGGAGACAGCUGGGCCCUCGGUCAGUGUGAGAGUGACUUUGUGGUGCAGAGGCCGUGCGAAGGAGACCUGAACCGACAGCCCUACGCCAAGCGGGAAUGCGCCCUUUUGUACAGUGACGUCUUCUCACCCUGCCACAACGUGGUGGACGUGACGUGGUUCUACAAGAACUGUCUGACGGACACAUGCAACUGCAACCGUGGCGGAGACUGCGAGUGUCUCUGCACAAGCAUUGCUGCGUAUGCCCACAAGUGCUGCCAGCAGGGGGUCACCAUUCACUGGCGGUCCCCCACUGUCUGCUCCUAUGACUGCGAAUACUACAAUCAAGAGCUGGGAGAAGGACCUUACGUCCUGCUAAACGCUGCGCUCAAUGAAACCGUGGUGGGAGCCAACCUGACCAGUGGGGAGGUGUUCCCCUUGCCCAGAAUUGGUGCUCAGAGUGGGAUCCUGUUCAACUUCAUGGUCACAGCAGGCCUCUUCAAGGACAAGUUCUCACGUGUACCUGCCGUCUCCUUGGAAUCAGCUGAGAGACCCAACUACUUCCUGUGCGUGUCGGUGGGGUUUUCUGUACGCCUGGAGCGCUGGACCAGCACGGAGGAUUUCCGCCAGAGGGCCACCUUCAUCCACCACCAAGGCCUAUGGCUGCCGGGCCACUCCUCCUUCGAGCUGCAGGGCCAGAAAGGUGUCUUCCUCACGCUGGGCCGGGGCGGCGUUAGCGUUCAGGCCUAUGACCACUCGGAGCGCUUCAAACACAUCAGCAGCUUCGUCCUCGAAGAGAGCAGCUUCCUCAUCCCAUACCGAAUCAUGUGCGAGUGGAAGUACCAGGCGUGCGCCAGCCCGUGUCUGCGGACCUGCAGCGAUCCCAGUGCCACCCGGUGCCGGUUCCUCCCCCCGGUGGAAGGGUGCUUCCCACGGUGUCCCAGAAAUAUGAUUCUUGAUGAGAUCACAAGAAGAUGUGUCUACAGGGAAGACUGCAUUGUUCUCCCACCAACACCUACUCCUUACAUGUUUGUGACAAGAUCUAACAGAACUACAACAGUUCCCACCACCACGACCACCUCUGAACCCACCACAGUGACUGAGCCGCAAACCACCAGUGUUCCAACCACCACGGCUCUGCCCACCUCCCCUGUCUCCACCCUGCUGCCUUCCAGCAGCACACCACCCACCUCAAGCACCAGCCCCACCACGUCCGCUGUCACCGAGAGGACAAGCCCCCCUGUCCUCACCACCAGUGCUCCUCCAACCACUAUGGUGACCAGCCCGGCUCCUGAGACCACAUCCACAACAACCGCACGCUCCUCUACCCCAAGCCUGACGCCAACAACUUCAGCCCCUUCCACCACAGUGCCUGUCACAACACCGGCAUUGACCACCUUGCCCACCGAGGGGCCCACCAGCACCACAGUGGUUCCCACAACAACGCCGGAACACACAACCCCUCUCGUUACCACACAACCUCCCACCACAUCGACAGUGAGGACGACCAGCGCUGAGCCAUCACCCACCACCACAACGCAGGCUACAACUGCCUUCCCAACUACCCCUCCUAUUACCCCUACCACUUCUGUGGCACCCAUCUCCACCACACUUUUCACCACUCCCGAACCAGUGGACAUGACCACAGUGCUGCCGCCAUUUCUCCUGCCCACAGCCCCCUGCACCCCUCCGUUCUCGCACCGUGUGGAUGAAUGCAGCGAGUACAUCUGCUUCAAUGGGCAACUGAUGCUCCAUAACGCCUCCCUGCACUGCCGCUUCAACGUGACCCAACCCAACUGCGGCCUGCUGGGCAUGGCGGUUCAGACCAAUCGGGAUGUCUGCUGUCCCCAGUGGGAAUGUCCCUGUCGCUGCUCGGUGAUUUCAGACCUGCGAGUGAUCACUUUCGAUGGCAAUAAUGUGGCCCUCUAUGACAAUGGAUCAUAUAUUUUGGUCCAUCUUCCCAGAGAGAAUAUUGUGGGCCACAUCGAGAAGUGCCCAACUAGUGAGAGUGUCAACUCCAUCAGGCGACCUACAUCCACAGGCGGCACAUCUGGGCUCUGUUUUAAGAAGCUCAACAUCACCACACAUUCCUACAGGAUUAUGAUCAAUCGGUUGGAGAGAAAGGUCUCAAUCAACUUCAUCAACGCGCGGCUGCCUUUCACGAGGCAGAACCUGCACAUUGAUGACACUGGCACAAUGUACGUGAUCCGCACACCCGGUGGGGUCAGCAUUCAGUGGUACCACAGCACAGGCAUCAUGGUCCUGCAGUACAACGCACCCUCCAAUGCAACUUCUAGAACACGCGGGCUCUGUGGAUGCUGUGAUGGAAACCCAGCAGAUGACCUGAAGCUCCCUAAUGGCACUGUGGUAAGGGAUGUGCAGGACAUCCCAGUGUUCCUGCAGAGCUGGAUGGUAGACACUUCAGAGGAGACGGACUACUUCCGCAGGGUCGGCGACAACUGCACCACAGGCAACUGCACCAAGUGCUUCCAGAUGCUCAAUCGGAGCCCCUUCUCUGAGUGCCACAAGAAGGUCUCCCCGGAACAGUUCUGUGACAAGAUCUGGGCUGGUGACCUCCACUACAAAGACAACGAGUGUGAUUUCCUUGCUGCCUACGUGGCCAUCUGCUACACCCACAAUAUUUGCAUCAACUGGAGAACACAUGACUUCUGUCCCCUGAAGUGCCCCCCAGGUAAGGAGUACCAGCCAUGUGUGAACACCUGUCAGACGAAGACCUGCCAAAACAGGGAGUACUAUGAGGAGUCCACCUGCUCCUCCAUUCGGGAGGAGUGCGUGUGCAAAAGCGGCACCAUCCUUCACCGUGCCGACUCUGCCUUCUGCGUCACGGAGGACCAAUGCGUGUGCACAGACAAUGAAGGGGCCCCCCGAGCACCGGGGGAGGUGUGGAACGGAUCGGACAGGGGCUGUUGUCUCUACCGCUGUCUGGAGAACGGCAGCAUCGUGGCAGUGGAGCCUGACUGCAGCGAGCUGCCUGCCCCCCUCUGCGAGAGAGAGGGGGAGUAUGUUGUCGACAUUCUCGAGGAGGGUGCCUGCUGCCCCAAGAAGAUUUGCGAGUGCAACUUGACCAUCUGUGAGAGUGAGGCUCCUACCUGUGAGAAUGGAAACAGGCUGGUCAUUGGAUACAGUACCCUUUCCUGCUGCCCCGAGUACAGAUGUGAGUGUGACCCCCAGGCCUGUCCCUCGGUCCUCAUGCCGGAGUGCAGGGAGGACCAGUUCCUGGUGGAGGUCAGAAUGGAGAAGUCCUGCUGCUACUCCUUCCUCUGUGUGUGUGAGUCCUGCAUUGACCCCAUUCCGGUGUGCAAGGAUGGUGAGAUCCUGGCUGUUGAUCUCAACACCACGGAUCGCUGCUGCCCUCAGUACCACUGCGUGUGCGAUGUUAGCCUUUGCCCUGCCUCCACGGCGGAGUGUGUUCCAGGAACAGCCAUGGUCAGGAAGAACAUCCCAGGAAGAUGCUGCCCUGACUGGCAAUGCGAGUGCCAGUGUCAGAAUAACUCUUCCCCGUUAUGUCAAGUGGGUGAAAUUCAAACAGUGGACCCAAACUUCAACAGCACCUGCGGAUGCACCCAGUACAUCUGUAAGAAGGCGCCAGUGUGUCUGUUCCAGGGGGUUACCGUGCUGAGCCCAGGACAGUCCAUGGUGCAGUACUUUGAGGGAGACCUGUGCUACACUGUGCAUUGCCUACAUGAAAAAGACCCCGAGACAGGCUACUAUGCAAUGGACGUGUCCACCGUCAACUGCUCCGAGAAGUGUGGACCCCAUCAGAUAUACAUCCCUUCCUCAGACCCACAUGUGUGCUGUGGCUCCUGCAAGAACGUUUCAUGUCCUCACACGAGCGAGAACGGCACCACCGAGGUGUAUAUGGCUGGGAGCUCAUGGGUGACCAACUGCACUAGAUAUGACUGCAUGGAGACGCCCGUCGGGGCCGUCAUACUGGGCUCCCUCGUUGUUUGUCCACCUUUCAAUGAAACCGAAUGUCUUCAGAACGGCGGUGUGGUGCAGAGCUACAUUGACGGCUGCUGCAGGACCUGUUCUGGACUGGGUAUAUUACCAUUUACCAUUAGCCCAAUAACCCCAACUGGUAGUACUAAUUGUGACACAGGCAAAGAGGAUGGGAAAACGUGCAAAAGGGUGGCGAUCAGAACAACCAUCAGGAAAGAUGACUGUCGAAGCAGUGCCCCUAUAACGGUGUACUCCUGUGAUGGAAAGUGCCCCUCAGCCACGAUCUUCAACUUCAACAUAAACAGCCACGCACGCUUCUGCAAGUGCUGCAGGGAGAAUGGCCUACAGAGUCGCACAGUGCAGCUCUACUGCACACGCAACAGCACCGUGGUGAACUAUACCUUCCAGGAACCCAUGGAGUGCUCCUGCCAGUGGAACUAA